Molecule: messenger RNA, 822 nt
Organism: Phytophthora sojae
Lineage: Eukaryota; Oomycota; Peronosporomycetes; Peronosporales; Peronosporaceae
Exons: 1
Coding region: 1-822 (273 amino acids)
Biological process (GO): lipid homeostasis; triglyceride catabolic process
Cellular component (GO): lipid droplet; membrane; cytoplasm
Molecular function (GO): triacylglycerol lipase activity
Source: RefSeq, a predicted model, not a curated record
AUGCGCCGCCUGCACCUCGGCCGCGCUGCGCUGCGGCUCUUCUCCGCCUCCGCCGCUGCGGCGACGCCAACGGCACACAACUUCAGCUUCAGCGGCUGCGGGUUCCUGAUCCCGUACCACUUGGGCGUGGUGCAGGGGCUGCAAGACGCCGGCUACAUCCGACCCGAGUCCAAGUUCGCCGGUGCGUCCGGCGGCUCCAUCGCCGCGCUGAGUCUGGCUGCGAACGUCAGCAUGGAAGACAUCCACGAAGAGACCAAAGCCAUGGCCAGACUGUGUCACAGCGAAGGCACCGUCUGGAAGCUCGAGGAGCGACUGCGCACCAUCUUCCGCGUCAAGUUCGGGGACGUCCCCGUGGAGACGCUGGCCAAGAGGCUCACGAUCGCCACAGAGAAGAUGUGGCCCCAGCGAGCGAUGGUACUCACCGACGACUUCCACUCGCCGGAAGAUCUGUGCGACGCGGUCAUCGCGUCGUGCUACGUGCCUUGGUACUUGGCCAACAGAGGCACGUCGGUGUUUCGGGGAGAGUAUCACGUCGACGGAGGCCUCUUCACGCUGGUGCCGGAAGUGCCGGGGUACACGAAAGUGUGCGCCUUCCACGCUGAAAUCUUGCGCCGCAACGACUACGAGAUCAGUCCGUCUAUUGACCCAGAGUUCCCGUUUAACAUCAUGCAGUUGGCUCGCUUCGCGCUGUUCCCACCGGAGGUCGAAGUGCUGGAUCAGCUCUUUGAGUUGGGCAAGAAGGCGUCGACCAUUUGGGCGGACAAGCAGGCGUCGGUUGUGCUGAAGGAUACCGAGAAGAAACAGCAGCAGACCGCACUAUGA